This is a messenger RNA of Vitrella brassicaformis, 2224 nucleotides long. Lineage: Eukaryota; Vitrellaceae. The record is from the annotation of a GenBank genome assembly.
CUGCACCGUGCCGUGCUUCCAAGGUGGGACGAUGCAACGGUCUACAAUGCGUUCCAUUACCCGUCGGCUCUUUCCUCUCAUCCACGUCCGGCACAUCCGAACCGCACCCAGAUCAGCCACCCCGACUCAUCCAAAGAAGAGGCCGCAGACACCAGAUGCAGCCACGGCUGACCUGUGGUCGCCCUAUCGCUUCGAAGAUCUGGGUGGCGGCAUCCAUCCCAUCCUCAUCGAAGCGAUGCGCGCGCAGGGCAUCGACCGGCCCACCACCAUCCAGCAACGCUCCUACAACCUGCUUGCAGAGGGCCGGGACUGCGUGGUGGCGUCUGAAACGGGCAGCGGCAAGACGCUUGCCUACCUGUUGCCGCUGCUGAACCAGCUGUAUCACGUGCACGACUUGGUGGAGGCGUCGAGGGCUGCGCAGGACGGGCAGGUGAACCCUCUGAAGGAGCUGAGGCCGUGGGUGGUGCUGGCGCCCACACGCGACCUCUGUGCACAGGUGAGAGGGAGAGGGGGACAGGGCGGGCGUGUCUGCUCAUCCAUCAGCCUGUGUUGUGUACAGAUAUGUCAGAUGGCUCAGUCGAUUGACCCGCUGGGGCGGCUGUCCAUCCAGACACUCGUCGAGCUGCCCAAGUUCCCACACUCCAGGUACGUCACACGUCACACAGAAGAGUACCCAGACCCAUCAGUCUGCCUGUCUGAUUGGUUCCACCAUCAACAGGGCAGGUGUCGAUCCCUUCCGCGUCCCUACCGGACCGUUGCCGAAGCAUCUGCGGCACCUGCGGGGCAUCGACCCAUCCGACAGUGUGCUGCAGGACCUGUCGCUGCAGCGACAGCCACAGCCCGUCAUCGUGGCCCCGAGGAUCAGGUGGGGCGCCGUCGACCUGGUCGUCACCAUGCCCAUCAAGCUCCUGCAGGACCUCCUCAGGUGCGCGUGACCAUGUGUGGUGAGUGGGGUGUGGAAACCUGACAGACGGCUGUUUUGUCUUUCUCUGUUUAGGUGUAGGUUUGUGGGCGAGAGUGUGUAUCCGUCAUGUCUGGUGUUCGAUGAGGUGGACGAGCACUUCCAGAGCGUCACCAGGAACCUCAAUUUGACAUCGUCAAGGUGGGUCACUCACAGAGACCCACAUGGCGCUUUUUCUCAUGCGUGAUCUCUUGCUGUUGACAGCACCUUCGCCCCCGCCCGCCCAUCCGUCAAUAUGACGAGAUCCGCCGGCCGCUUUGGCGCCACUAGUCCCCACCCAAUUCGUGUUUGUGGGCGCCACACAGCCAACCGGGGGAUGGUGCACCACUGGCGCAAUGAUCAUCGAACGGUGACCAUCCGACCCAUCCUCACAGAUGCAGAUGGACAGACAGGAGAGGCAAAGAUGUGUGCGUGUGUGUGUGUGUGUGUGUGUGUGUGUCAGGUUCCACGUGGCCGAGCAGCUGUGGACGGCGGGUCUGCACGCCAUCUCGCCUUUGGUGAGUCAGCGGUGGCUGGAGGUGCCGGCCGACAAGAACACCUUCGAGCAGAAGCUCGACAUGCUCCUGACGGUCCUGAACCAGAUGCCAAAGGACAGAACACUCACCUGUCCGUUUGUGUUUCAGACAUCGCUGCUUACAUUUUAUAUCUGAUGACUGAUCAUCAACAUGUGGACGUGCCGCCACGCGUAAGGCUGCCGUCCAGCAGCCAGAAGGGUCGCAAUGGCGUCCGAAGGGCGACUCGCCGGCCAGUGAGCCCUUGACGUUGGGCGUCGACAUACGUGUUCCCACGGUCUGCGGGCUAUGCAAUUUGAAGGUGCUGUUGCGGCGGCUGAAUGGCGUCAAGGAAGACACAGAAGUAGCUGACUGCUUGGCGGGCGGGUGGUGUGUGCACUGCGUGUCUGGUGGCGUGUGCGUCAUUUCUGCUGGUGCAUGAUGUAGUGCAUGACAAUGAUCUGGCCCAGAUUCACCCACUCAUUCUUCUGAGCCCCUGCCUAAGGGAAAAGACAUUGUUAGUGAGGUGUGGCAAUUUGGAAGGGAAAUCAUUGCUGCCUCCAUUUGUAUCUGUCGGUGAUGGUGAUCAGCCCGUAGCUGUGUCUGCAGUGCCUGCAUGAUCAAUUCUCUUCGCUCCUAGCUGAGUCCUUGUUGAGUGGAUGUCGAUGUGUGAGUGAGGGAGACCAGUGGGAGGGAAAGGAAACGUUCCGCCAGUUAGCGACCCGGGCCCAUUGCAAACUUCGGCUAGAACAUCAAUGUCACAAUCCCUGCC